GGAUGACAGCUAUCCGGCGCCGAAACACCGAUAGACACUCAGACGAAAGAACCAUGGCGGCCACGGGUGGAGGGAAAAUUAGAAGCAGGAGAUAUCAUAUCGCUUCUAAACCGUACGCCAAGAGUAAACAGCAGACAGGCCUCAUCAGUAGAGUCACAGAUACAGUUAGAAGCAUCGUUCCUUCCUGGCUGCAGAAAUAUUUCAAAAAUGGAGAUUCAUCUGAAGGAGGGGAGUUGCUGCAAGGUUCAGACCAGAACUGCCAGCUGCCGCCUCCUUCUCCCAAAAGCAGCGAAGAAGCGCGUCCUCCUCUUGAUGGACGCAACUCCCCAGAGCCAAGCACUAGUACCACAGAGCCCUCCACUAGUCGUUCAGCCUUGAAUUUUCAGGACAAUGUGCUGUCUCGACCUCCUCUGAGUCGUACACACCUUCAUUUAGCUCCACUGGAGACUUCUUCCCCCACCUUUGGAGGUUCCAGCAACCUUUUCUCCCAGCCUUCCACCUCCUCAGCCCCUGGACCCUUUUCCACCGGCUUUUCUUUGGUUAAAGAAAUCAAAGACAACCUCUCUCAGCAUGAAGAUGAUAACAUCUCCACUACAAGUGGAUUUUCUUCCCGUGCAUCGGACAAAGAUGUUCCCACUUCCAAAACUGCAUCACUUCCUCUUCUUUGGUCUCCAGAGAUGGAAAGAACAAACUCUGGACCUCAGCCAUCUCAGUCUAGUUUGAAAAAGCCGUCUUUUAACCUGUCAGUCUUUGGCACCUCUUCUAAUUCAACGUUAAGCAGCUCAGUGCUGAACUCUAGCCAGCUCGGAGAUUCACCUUUCUACCCAGGGAAGACCACAUAUGGUGGGGCAGCUGCAGUGAGGAGCUCCCGCAGUCGUCCUGGAACACCUUACCAGGCUCCAGUGAGAAGGCAGAUCAAGGCUAGGCCUGCUGGGGCACAGCCCUGUGGUGUGACCAGUGCUACCGCUAGACGAAUCCUGCAGUCUUUAGAGCGCAUGUCAAGUCCACUGGCUGAUGCCAGGAGAAUCCCAGCAGCUUCAUCCAACCCGUCACCAUCAAUGGAUGGGAUGAACAUGGAUAUGUCGAAUGAUCAGGCAAAAAGGAAACGGAUGGACUUGCCCUUCCCUCCGGUGCAGAAGCUUGUGGUUCCUGUGACCGCUUCUGUUUCAGGAAAUCGAUCCGUGUCCUUCAAACCAACUUUGACACCUGGAGGGUUUAGAACUCUGAGCAGGAGCACAAGGGACAAAACGCCCACAAGACAAUCACCUCAACUACCUGAAGAAAGCCCAGGUCCUUCUCAAAGCACAAGAAGUCUUAGUGGGGCUGUCUACCCUCUGUCCAGCACCCCUGCACCUUCCAGUGUGAGCUCUGGAGGGGGCAAGAUCAAGAGGGAGAGAACCACAGCUCGGCCCUCCAAGCGAACCGAAGACGAUGAGGUGGCUGAGGUGCCAAACCUGCCUGCCAUUUCUUUGCCCAUUGGAGGGUCGGCCUUGCCUAGCUUCAGCUUUUCUACUCCCCUGCCUCCUCCCACCACCUCCACUUCUGUUACCUCCUCUCCUGAGAUCACAGUGGCCACUCCUGCGAAGGAGAUGCCCCCCAAUAAGGAUCCACCAAAGGCCUUGACACCACCGUGUGUACCUUUCACAUUCUCCUCACCCAUAGUCAAAGCCACUGCUGCUAGCCCACCCUCCUAUUCCUCCUCUCCUGGUUUUACUUUCAGCGCGCCUGUAGCAAAGCUGGGCCCCUCCAUGUCAAACGGAAGUCUUUCUGCUCCCAUCGCUGUGGCUGUGAAGCCCGUAACAAGCAACAAGACAGAAGACUUUGAUGGACCCUUCAAACCAGCCAAGACACUGAAGCAAGGCAGUGUGCUGGAUCUGCUCAAGUCCCCUGGUUUUGCUUCCUCUGUUACUUCGGUUUCUCCCAGGACCAUCACCACUUCCCAGCAGGAAUCUCCUCAGUCCACUGCCUCCCCCUCCUCUACAACUACAGCCUCUUCAUCCUCAUCUUCAUCAACAGGGUUUAGUAAUUUGUUUAAAGCUCCAGAAGGCUGGAGCUGUGAUGUGUGCUUAGUUCAGAACAAACAAUCAAAUUUAAAGUGCGUGUGUUGUAUGGCCCCCAAACCCAACCUCUCAUCCAAACCUACGGACAGUAAACCUUCACCCUCCGCGCCUGUUAGGGUGGAGAACAGCAGCGCAAGCACCGCCCCCACCACUACAACCACCACUGGUUUUGGUACAAUGUUCUCCAAGCCUGCAGGAACCUGGGACUGCGACACGUGUCUCGUUGUGAACAAGCCUGAUGCGGUGAAGUGUGUGGCCUGUGAAACGGCCAAGCCUGGGACCGGGCUCAAACCCUCCCUGACUUUUUCCUCUGCGUUUACAACCGUUAAGACGCCACCUGCAUCCACAGCCCCUGUUUCCACUGGUGCUGGUGGGUUAGGAGAGAAAUUCAAAAAACCUGAGGGAGCUUGGGAGUGUGACACGUGUUUGGUACAGAACAAAGCAGAAGACCUUAAGUGUGUAACCUGUACUGCUGCUAAACCAGGUGCUUCAACAGAGCCUUCCUCCUACUCAUCAUCAUCAUCAAGCAGUGCCCCACUGUUUGGAUUGGCAGACAAGUUCAAGCAGCCAGAAGGAUCAUGGGAGUGUGACGUCUGCUGUGUGCAGAAUAAGGCUGCAGAUGUGAAGUGUGUUGCCUGUCAAGCAGUGAAACCUGGCUCCAACGUAGAAGCCAAAGCCUUUAGUUCAUCUUUUGGCACCUUGUCUGGUGCAACAUCAGGAUCCUCUACUUCAAACUCUUCUUCUACCUUUGGAGGUUUUAAGUUUGGCACGUCAGACACCACAUCUGGAUCUGGAUCUGCAUCUGCAAGCUUUAAGUUUGGAACUUUGCCGUCUUCUUCCUCAUCCUCCCCAUCGGUUGGAUUCAAAUUUGGGGUCCAGUUUGGAAACUCCUCAUCAGAGACGUCUUCAAAAGAAGCGGCUGCCUCAUCAGGGUUUAAGUUUGGCACCUCCUCUGGGGGUUUUAAAUUUGGGACUUCCUGUAGCGAUGACAAAAAGUCUGACCAGCCUGCCUCAGAUCCUGCUUUCAAGUUUGGAGCGAGUGGUGGGCCCGUAUUUGGAAGUGCAACAUCUAGCACAGAAGGCAGCUCUCCUAAGGGGGGGUUCACCUUUGGACUGUCAAAACCUAAAGAUGAAACAUCCGAAACCACUCCUCCUUGUUCCUCGCAGGACAAAGUUAACAUUCCUGCAUCAUCAAAUCACACCACAACAGAAAACGUAACUACAACCAGUGCCACAACAACCAAGACAUCGUCUGUAUUUCAGAGAUUAGGUGAACCAAGCCUAGCAACCAACACGUCCAAAACACCGCCUACAUUUGGAUCAUUACAGGCAGGCAAAGAGCCAGCGGCUCUCACUUUUGCCUUCGGAAAGCCAGAGGAGAAGAAAGAAUCAAAUGCCUCUGCAGCUCCGCCAAACUUUGUGUUCGGAGGUGCCACCAAGGAAAAAGAAACUCCACCUGCUGCAGCUCCUGCAGGAGGUUUUACCUUCGGAAAGACCGGAGGUUCAACAGAACAACCUCCACCUGCUUAUUCGUUUGGAAAGUCUGCAGACAAGAGUGAACAAUCCACUUCAGAGGCACCAAAGCCCACAUUCAGCUUUGGACAAAGUGCUGCAGAUUCUGCUCCUCCUCCAAAACAAGCAUUUUCUUUCAUGGCAAGUAAUCCCAACAGCACCGCCUCAUCCACCCCAACUGCUGCCCCAACUUUAUUCAGCGCCACUGCUGGCAACAGUAACAGCACCACUCCGGCUCCCUCAGCACCCCCCAGCUCUUUCCUGUUUGGACAGCCCCCCACAACCACCAGUGACACUGCUCCAGCAAAACCCUUCCUCUUUGGCAACAGCCAGGAGCAGCCGCCUGCUUCAUCAGGUGCUCCGGUGAACUCGGCGCCGGCUCAGCCGUUUAUCUUUGGCGCUUCAGCUGCACCUACUGCUGCGUCUGCUUCCUCCUUUGGGUUUGGAACAACAGCGUCCUCUGCUGCGUCCACAUCAGCGCCAUCUGCUGCUCCCUCCCCCUUCGCAUUCAGUUCUGCCCCCUCUGGUGGUUUUGGAGACAACCAGACUCCUUCGUUUGGGUCCACUUUUGCAUCUCCUUUCCCGGCCACGCCUUCCCAGGCACCACCAGCCUUUGGGGCCAAACCCAAUGCCGCUCCUGCUUUUGGCCAGCAGACCAACUCCACAGCUGUUUUUGGGACUUCUGUGAAUGCUGCUCCAAGCGGAGGAGGCUUCCAGUUUGGAGGAGCCAGUGCAUUUGGCUCCACAAACAACGCUGCCCCUGGUGUGUUUACUUUUGGGGUGGGGGCUGCAGCUUCAGCAGCACCUCCUGCCAACUCCUCCAUCGCCCCACAGUCGGGAGCAGCUGGCGGUGGAUUCAACUUUUCACAGUCUCCUGCAUUCAAUAUUGGGUCAACAAAGUUCUCCUCUCCAUCUCCAGCUGUGACGCCAACGAUCGCCGGGCGCAAGAUCAAGACUGCAGUGCGCCGCCGCAAAUAGAACCACACGGUCUUAACAGGACAGAACGCUUGACUGUGACUUGACUGUGUCCCCACUGGACUCUGGACAGUCAGGAACAUGGAUGAUGCUUGGCAUUUGGAAAAGGCCCGAUGCGUUUAUCUGCAGCAGGCUCAUCUGGGUAUUGACAGUUUUUUCUCUUAUAGACCAGAGCUAUUAAUGUGUGACAUUAAAAAUACAUCUACGUUUGACUGACCCUUGACCUUGACUUGAGACACAAGCAAACACCCCUUGAUCGACAUGAAGAUCCAACCAAACAGGCAUAUCUAUAUUUUAGACACCGGCAAAUGUCUGCUAGACUUUAGGCAUGACUUUCCGUAAUAAAAUUACAAAAGCAAAAAAACUGCAAAUAUAGUCCGAGUGAAAAUUAUAUUAAGUAUGGGUGAUUAGAUUUUGAUCUGUGAAAUGCACAUGAGCAGUAAGAGCUGGUAAAUCUCCAGUGGUUGUCCUAAUCAGAGGUGCAGUGUGCUGUAUGUACAGGAAUGAGCGUGUUGGCUAUACAUUGAAUGCAGAGUGCUUGUUUUUCUUUUCCCAUUUCUGUACAGACCUGCUGUGUGUUUGGUCUCUUUGUACAAGCUGAGGCUGAGUGUUGGUUUAUGUUUGAAAGCUGAACGACCGUUAUCACUUGGGCUGCCAGCCGGCGCCGCCACAGGUGAACCAAGCAAAUGAAUGUUAAAAAACAAAAAUGGGAGGAAGGAAGGAGGACGGGGUUUGGGAGCUGGGAAGAUGCUUCCAUGCACUGUGGAGGAUUUACUGGACUGGAGGCUUAUGUAAAUGCAUAGUUCCUUAAUUCAUGUUUAAUUUUUCUCUGAUUUUUCUCCACAAAGUCUGAUUUUGUUCGUGCUUUCCCGUCUACCUAAAUCCCUCCCUCCCUCUUCCUAACUCCUAAUUGUCUCCCUUUAUCUCUGACCGUUUCUCCUUCUCUCUCUUAAUUGGCCUUUGAAUAUUAUAAAACCUGUAAAUAGUAAAACGUUUUUUUAAUCUGUGAAGUUGAAUUUUUGUGUUAUAAUCUCCACGUUCAGCUUUUUUUUUUUUUUUUUGUCUUUAGGAUUUAUUUUGUAAAUUCCUUUAUUCAAAGUUGCCCGAAUCCAUUUAAAGGAGCUUAAAUGCUAAUUGGAGAGCCUUUGAUGACUAAAGGCAUAUUGGCUUUUCUGAUCCACUUUUGUUUGGACCAAAACCAGUAUUGUACAAAGUAUUUAGUAUAUAUAUUUUUCUAUUGCGUGUUUAAAUGGACUAGGGUGACUUUGGAUGAUGAGGAAGUCAGUUUAAUUUUAAAGCCAUGAUUAUUACUGAAUGAGUAAUACAAAUGAAAACCAUGGGUAAUUACCAUCAAUAAAACUACAAAAAAUA
Oryzias latipes (Japanese medaka) is the source of this 5918-nucleotide messenger RNA. RefSeq names its product nucleoporin 153 (gene nup153). Gene Ontology annotation, molecular function: structural constituent of nuclear pore. Gene Ontology annotation, cellular component: nuclear pore. Gene Ontology annotation, biological process: RNA export from nucleus; protein import into nucleus. The record is from RefSeq and is a predicted model, not a curated record. NCBI's taxonomy places the organism in Eukaryota, Metazoa, Chordata, Actinopteri, Beloniformes, Adrianichthyidae.